Molecule: messenger RNA, 1698 nt
Organism: Manihot esculenta (cassava)
Lineage: Eukaryota; Viridiplantae; Streptophyta; Magnoliopsida; Malpighiales; Euphorbiaceae
Product: protein TRAUCO
Exons: 2
Coding region: 169-1491 (440 amino acids)
Cellular component (GO): Set1C/COMPASS complex
Molecular function (GO): protein binding; transcription cis-regulatory region binding
Source: RefSeq, a predicted model, not a curated record
GAAACCUAUGUUUCUUGACGUUCGUCUUUCUGAGAAUUUGAGAAUUAGUGAAUUACUUCUGCCUAUCUGAUCUCUCUGUAAUCCACUGUUCUGAAUCUCUUCCAACUCCACGAUACUCCCACUUUCUCGUAUCUUUCAAUCGGAAGAAACAACAGCUAAACGCCUUCCAUGGACUCCCUUCAGGCCGCCUACAAAGAAGAAGAAGAUGAUGAGGAAGAACCCACGAACCACCUCGACCCACCCGCCAUUGAACUUGCCGAACAACCAAACGAUUCAGAACAACCACUUAACGACACCGAAACCUCUCAAAAUGGGGAUUCCACUAAACAGCAAGAGCCAUUUGUAUCUGGCCUUUCCGAGUCGGACCCAACCACAUCUAACGACACCGAGAAACCCACUCUUAAAUCCCCUAAACGUGAAGACAUUGAGGAAGAUGAAGAUGAGGACGACGAUGAAGAUGAAGACCCACCUCCCAAAAAGCAAAAACAACUCUCGUCUCUGACUAAACAGCAGCGCGAAGAAGAACCCGCAGCAGUUGAUGAUAACAGCAAUGGUAAUAAUGUAUCCAACGGAACGAAGACGCCAACGGCCACACAAGCCACGGCGAAAAAGAAAUCCAAGAAAAAGAGCAACAACAAUGUCUGGGUAACGAGAUCUACUCGCAAAGGGAAGAAGAAAACCAAGCCUAAUCCCCAAAACACUCCUGCUGAAGAUACUGUGUUGAUUACCCCGGUCCCCAGAUUUCCAGAUAAAAGUGAUGAUACCCCAGAUAUGAAAAUUUGCUUGUCUAAAGUAUACAAAGCCGAGAAAGUAGAGUUGAGUGAAGAUAGAAUGAGUGCUGGAAGUACAAAAGGGUAUAGAAUGGUGAGAGCUACGAGAGGUGUUUGUGAAGGGGCGUGGUACUUUGAGAUUAAAGUGGCGAGCUUGGGAGAGACAGGGCACACGCGUCUUGGAUGGUCUACGGAGAAAGGGGACCUGCAGGCGCCGGUUGGGUACGACGGAAAUAGUUUUGGCUACAGAGACAUUGAUGGGAGUAAAGUGCACAAAGCAUUGAGAGAGAAGUACGGGGAGGAAGGGUACAAGGAAGGCGAUGUUAUUGGGUUUUACAUUAAUUUGCCAGAAGGUUCAUCAUAUGCUCCUAAGCCACCUCAUUUGGUUUGGUAUAAAGGGCAGAGAUAUGUGUGUGCUCCAGAUGCUAAGGAGGAUCCUCCUAAAAUCAUACCUGGAAGUGAGAUAUCUUUCUUCAAAAAUGGGGUGUGUCAAGGCGUUGCUUUCAAGGAUUUAUAUGGUGGCCGUUACUACCCUGCUGCUUCUAUGUACACCCUUCCAAAUCAACCAAAUUGUGUGGUCAAAUUUAACUUCGGCCCUGAUUUUGAAUUAUUUCCUGAGGAUUUUGGUGGGCGUCCAAUUCCUAGGCCCAUGUCUGAAGUUCCUUAUCAUGGGUUUGACAACCGUGUAGAAAAUACUGCAUUGAACGAGAACAAACAUUAGUCAUCUUGUUAUCGAUGGAGUGGGAGGUCAAUCCAAGUGUUCAGUAUUCUAUUUGUAAUUUUAGUUACUGUUUAGUUAGAAAUGACAGAUGAAUUAAUUUGAUUUAUGAAUUCAGGUUUUCUUUGGAAGAGAAAAAAAGAAAUUUAUUUUCUGUGUGCAAUGUAGCGUUGGAGCCUGAUGAUCCCCGAUAAUAUUUCUUGCUAUUAA